This is a messenger RNA of Ceratitis capitata (Mediterranean fruit fly), 1527 nucleotides long. RefSeq names its product WD repeat-containing protein 91. Lineage: Eukaryota; Metazoa; Arthropoda; Insecta; Diptera; Tephritidae. Gene Ontology annotation, molecular function: phosphatidylinositol 3-kinase regulator activity. The transcript is spliced from 3 exons. Gene Ontology annotation, cellular component: early endosome membrane; extrinsic component of endosome membrane; late endosome membrane. Gene Ontology annotation, biological process: early endosome to late endosome transport. Bases 191 to 1192 code for a protein of 333 amino acids. The record is from RefSeq and is a predicted model, not a curated record.
AGAAUUAGUCAGUAUCGAAAUGUCAAAUUAUGCUCUCUCGAUUCAUAUAUCGCUGGUUUUUGCUUCAACGUACGUACUUCAGUAUCAAUUGCUAUGCACGUUAGGUCACCGAACAGAGCCAAUGCAAAACGAACAAAACUAGUAAACUUUUCGCUACUUUCAGUUACAGCUGUUUUCUCCAAGUUCUUUUAUGAUAUUUUCCAAACAAAGUAAACAAAUUUCGUUGUAUAUCAAUAUGGCACAAGUUUCUUUUUUAGAUAAUCUUCUGAAGGAGUAUUUGGUAUUUAGAGGGUUUUCUUCUACCAUAAAAACACUUGACCAAGAACAAAGAAACGAGAAAGAUCAAAGUUUUCGUGCUGAGAAAUUGCUUGAAAAUUUCAAUCAAUCUAUACAAAACCAUGACUUGACUGCGUUACGCGGUCUCUGGACACAUCUGGAUAGUAAUUUGUUUAGCAAAUUGGAGCACACUUAUGCCACAGCUGUGAAAAAACUCGAAAAUAGUCUGUUAAAAUUUUACUUGGUGACUGCAUACUCAAAUAAUCGAUUAGAUAAAAUCACUGAAUUCUUUGCCAAACUAGCGGUAGAAUUACAACAGCAAAGCGAAUGGAAGGACUGGUUUUAUUUCCCAUUUUGUAAAAAUGCUGAGGAAUCACCCACGUUCGCUCUAUACUUUUCGAAACAAUGGCAAGAUACUCUGCAAUUGUCCUUACGCAAUUUUCUUACAACGAUAUACCAAUGUCUACCACAACCAACCUUUGUGCGCGCAGAAUAUGAAGCCGCUCACAUAAGACGGCUGCAAGAAGAAAAUGCCUUGCUGAAAACACGUUUACAGCAAAUGCAACAGCAAAUAACGACUUCUGGCAGUAACCAAAAUCUUAACAAUGCAAGCAGUGAUUCGAGUGGCACUCGUCGUCGUACCUUUUAUAGACCACAACAAAGUCUCAACGAUAUUUUGCCAUUCGAUGUUAGUCCUCCCGGUCAUGUGGUAGAUGACUUUUCAGUAAUUUCAUCUGAGGUUAAUAAUGUGUCUCAGGCAAGUGAUGCACAAGCACGCGGUUUGCGUAUGUUAAUACGUAACAUUGGAUCAGGCGGAUCUCCAGACACCGGUGGUCGUAAAGAUAUGGGCGGUAGUGGAAAUGCUGACAAAGUCAGCAAACGACGAUCUGGCAGUGUUGGGCGCAAUUGGAUUUGAUGAGAUAUUUUAUUUAAAAAUAAGUAUUAAUAACCAAAUGGAUAUACACAUAUGGUGUAGAAAAAUUAAGUUGGUUGAAGUUAAAAACUGAAUACAUUAAUUUAUCCAAAUUUAAUGUAUACUCAGUUUACAAUGCAUUCAUUUUGAAAAUCGAGUGGUUAAUGCUAAUUAACUCACUAAUGUUUAGUUUUGUUUCCUUUGAAUUGAAAUAGACUUUUAACAAGUAAUUAUUACUUUGCAUUAACACUAAAAUAUUGACGAAUUGAAAAACAAAAUGCACUGCUCUUAACUUCACAUUCAUUUAUACAUAUACUAUAUUCACGAACCUCACCAAU